This is a messenger RNA of Ilyonectria robusta, 2772 nucleotides long. RefSeq lists its product as uncharacterized. The transcript is spliced from 3 exons. Lineage: Eukaryota; Fungi; Ascomycota; Sordariomycetes; Hypocreales; Nectriaceae. Bases 1 to 2772 code for a protein of 923 amino acids. The record is from RefSeq and is a predicted model, not a curated record.
AUGACGGACGCAGACGAGACUUCAGAGCCAAAGGUGCCGACCGUUGCCGCCUCCGCCAACGAGUGCCUGGAAUCCUUCCAACAAUGCCUCCUCCGGGCGUCCUCUAUCCAUCCUCGGGAGCUCUCAAUGGUAGAAGACCAAGUUGCGAGGUUUUCCACCUGGGCUACGGGAAUCGGGGUCUUUGCCCCUGAGCGAGCAUCCAUGGAUCACCGCCUCCGAUACGCUCCAGAAGUGCAGGGUGUCGUGGCCGGUCUGCUGGAGUCUCUGAACUACCGCAUUCGAACUUGCUCGGAUGUCCUUUGUGCGCUGGGCAAUUCCCCUGCAACAAAUGCUCGAAGUGUCAUAAACGAACGCGUGGAACGCUCCUUUGUAGACAUCGCGACUGAGAUCAGUCGCCUCAACAAGAUUUCGAACACAAUUCGCAGCGCCAGAAAAGAAGCCCAAAUUAUCAAAGCGAGCGAUUUUCAGAUCAUAGACGACGGCAAUAACGUGGAGCCACUCCUGCUCGGUCAUUUCGAACAUUAUAUUGGCGAUCGGUUUCCCAACAUCAGCGAAACUAUCCAAACGAGACUUGCUCGCGCGAUGCUGCUUCGAAGGAAACGAAUUCUGCACAGGAGAAGUCGUCAAGGCAUCACCGCUAUCCGACCGCAGAAAGCAGUCCCCACGGCCUCGAUCACAUUGCCAGCUGCUCAGCCAACAGUACCCUCGGCGGAAGGCAAUCUGAAACAAGAUAACGGCCAGAUUGCUGCCGUGGCAGCGACCAUAAUUGCCCCCUCACAUAUACAAAGUGCGACAACUUUAGCCCCCAACAAGUUCAAAAUAGCGUCUUCAAGCCCAUCUAUUAUUUCGGCAAGCAAGACGGUCGCCUUGGCUAACCACGAGGCCCUCGUUUUCCCACCCGCCCCUAGCCUCGCUGCCAAACGGAAGUACGAAAAGCUCAAGAGUCAACGAGUGGCUGAGUACCGUCAUGCGAAUGAGCUCAAGGAAGUGAAUUCGGACGCGGAGUCAAAACUCAGUGAAUUGCUGAAGUCAGACCUCCAAGCAAUAGGAGAAAUCACCUGUCCUUAUUGCCUUUACGCUCUCCCGGCCCAAGAAAUGUUCGAUGAGCGAAAGUGGCAGAAUCACCUCAAGAAUGACCUGGACCCUUACGUGUGCCUCUUUGAGGACUGCGACCAACCGGACCUGAUCUAUAACCACAGCGAUGAAUGGCUCAACCAUUUGCACCAGCAUGCCAAGGUCUGGCGCUGCUCCUCUCACCGCGAGUUGGGUCCUUUCUCUACUCGCGAAGAGUACAUCAUGCACAUGCGAGUAGCCCAUAACACCAAACUCAGUGACACUCAACUCCGCUUCUUGGCAAACAGGAACACUCGAAAGACGGGGAAGCUCUUUCCAACGUGUCCCCUGUGCGGCCAAGAUGAGACCGAGGUUGAUGGCCGUGUGGAGGACCACAUCGCUGGACACUUGAGAUCCCUGGCCCUCAAGUCACUUCCAAGCUACCAAGAAGAGAUAACAGACGAUUCUGGAAGUGUAUAUGAUAGUGAUAAUACUUCACGGCCCCAAAGCAGGAGUACGAUUAAGAAUCUGAUGGACGAUGAUAUGCUGGGAUUUGGAGGGGAUCGCUUCUGGGACCAUUGGAAUCCUCAGCCGACCGACACCAAACCCCCAAAUUUUCUAGGAGAUGCCCACUUUGAGUUAGAUUCAAGUCACAAGGAUAACUGGAUGGUCAGUUGGAAUUUUGAUGAGCUCGCGUCCCAGAAAUCGCUCGGGACUCUUGAGGACGACGAUCCGAUCCUUAAGCCGAUGCUUCAACGAAAGCAAGACAGGGCUAAGGGGAUAGAUGAGCGGAAAAGGAAUAGCUCAGAUCUGCCAGCGGAUGAGGCGCUCGGGGAUGUUCUGGCAGCAUCCCAAAAUCUCGACGUAAAGAACGAUGCCGCGAAGGACGAGGGAGGGAGCGAUGACAACCACACCGACGUUCCCUCCCACCCCUUGCCUCAACAAGUCAUGCCGACGUCCAAAAAGUACCAGUGUCCCAUGUGCUAUCUGGAUAAUAACGCUGUGGGCUUCGGUCGCAAGAGCGACUUUAAGAGACAUCUCUACAACUUCCACGGCAGUGAUACCACAUGGUUGUGCAAGAGUAAGGGCUGCCACCUCUCUUUCACCACUGAGCGUGCAUAUUCCAUUCAUGCCAAGGAGAUGCAUCACAUGAACGCUCUGCCGAACAGCACGGCGAAGACAGAGCUUUGCCCUCAGGUUGUCUUUGGUUGCGGGUUCGCCAACUGUAAGGACCGUGUCUUUGAGGCACAAAACAGUAAUGAGGCAUUAAACAGCCGCGACAAGUACUUCGAGCAUAUCUGCAAGCACUACGAGGCCGGCUUUAUAGUGACUGACUGGGGGUAUAAGAUUGAGCUGCAUAACUUAAUGCGCCAGUCCCGGGUCAAGUCUAUCUGGAAGACGUGCAUCUGGCCCAAGGAGAGGAGGACACAACUUAUCUGGUGCCCACGAUCAUCUGGUGAUCUUAAGCGUAUGCUCGAGGCCCGACACUUGGGUGACGAUAUCUCGACUAUUGUGCGCUUGGCGUUUAUCCUCGGUACCUCUCCCUUCACCAACCCUAAUACGCCUCCACCUACCGAAAUCGACCUUCAGUUCCCUCUGCCUGUCCGAUCCGAGUGCCUUAUGCAUAUUGCCAGUUCUGCUAAGGGAUCCGAACCUGAAGCUGAGUCUUCUAGCAGCUCUGUAAAUAUAAGCACCUCAGGUGCUACUACCUUGAGAUAG